AUGGCUGGAACAGCAACUCCAUCAAAUGAGCAAGUUCACACAGUCUCCCUGAAAGUUUUGGUGGGUAAAAAGAACAACAAAGUUCUCUUUGCUGAGGCAAAGAAGGAUUUUGUGGACGUUCUGUUGAGUUUCUUAACAUUGCCAUUAGGGACUAUUGCAAGACUCGUGGCUAAGGAGUCCAAUAUAAAACCAGUUAAAGUUGGAAGCUUGAGCACACUCUAUGAAAGUUUGUCACAUCUCGAAGAAGUGCAUUUUCGGACAAAGACUUGCAAAGAAAUGCUACUGCAACCAAGGAACUCUAUGGAAUCCUAUUGCCGACAAAUGAAGCUGAACAUCGAUGACACUGAACCCACGCAGUACUUCAUCUGUGAUAAGUGGGAAUGUAGUAGAAAGAAAAAUGGAAGCCGUUUGAGCAUUUUUCGGAAUCAAAGAUGCCAUUGUGGAGAUCUAUUGAAAAUGGUAAUUACCCCAGAGAAUAAUAUUUCGAAAGAAGAAGGCUUCGUUAAGAAAAAUGCUACUUUCAUCGUUUUUGAUGAUCUUUAUAUAACGCCUAAUGUUUUUGGAGCAAGUGUGAAAAAUCUGUUCAAGAAGAAUGGAAUCGAUGAUAUGGAGGAUGUUAAGGAAGAAACUGUGCUUAUCAGCAAGAAAGAGGUAGUGGACUUGCUUAAGCUUUCAUUGGUCUCAAAUACUCCUAUGACAGACUUCAUCUUAAAAAAGGAACAAUGUCUUUAUAAAUUUACCCCUACAAAGGAAUAUGAAUUUGUGAUUGGAGAAGUGUCAUCUGAUGAGGUAAGGCAAAUAGUUGUGAAAGUACAGCAAAGAAAAUCAGAUGGGACGUUUCUGUUUGUUGAAGCAGAUGAAAAGUUUGUGGACUUUCUUUAUAGUUUUCUCACUCUCCCCUUAGGAGGAGUGCUGCACAUGCUUGAAGGAUUUUCUUCUGUGAGUUGCUUAGAUAAAUUGUAUGGGAGUAUGACUGAAUUGAGUUCAGAAAAAUAUUUAAGCUCACAGCAGGGACUCAAAGACAAACUUGCUAAUCCUAAGUGUGCUCCACUGUUUAACCUUAGCAAGCAGAUACUACCUAUUGUGGCAGAAAGCUUGCCUGCAUUUUAUUGUCAUCCUCAUAAAUUUCCUGUUAUAUCUUCUUAUGCGGGUGAAAUUUAUGCACCAUUGGACAUUGUUGAUCCUAAGUCACCUAGUGGAGAAUCUUCAAGUUCUGAAGGAUUUGUUGAAGGACCAGCAAUGUUCAUGGUGACUGAUGACUUGGAUGUGACUCCAAUGUCAUCCAUUUCUGUUGUUUCAUAUCUAAAUAGACUAAAAGUACCACUCUCUGACUUGGAGGAAAGGGUCAUCAAAAUUGGUGUGAAGGAGGGCCUUCGCAUACUGAAAGCUUCAUUGACUUCAACAUAUGCUUUGUCAGACGCUCUUAAAGACUUGAUAAAGAUCACACAGGAGGAGAAUUGA
Messenger RNA from Glycine soja, 1461 nucleotides. RefSeq lists its product as uncharacterized. Bases 1 to 1461 code for a protein of 486 amino acids. The record is from RefSeq and is a predicted model, not a curated record. The transcript has 3 exons. NCBI's taxonomy places the organism in Eukaryota, Viridiplantae, Streptophyta, Magnoliopsida, Fabales, Fabaceae.